UCGGGACGCGGCGGGUGCGGCCGGGAGAGGCGCUGCGACCCGGGCGGGCAGGGGGCGUGGAGGGGCGCGAAGCGGCGCAGGGCCUCCUCCCGGGCUGUUCUUCCCCGGCCGGACGGAGAGCGGCACUGUGUCCCCGCGGCGCACGCUCCGCCCGAGCCUCCCCCUCUCCCCGGCCGCCGCCGAGCAGUUCACCAGUCCCUGCGGCCGCCGGAGCGGCGGGAGGUUUUCUUUGCCUCAUUCCCUACAUGACAGAACCAAUCUUUUCUUAACCAACAUGGAUAUGUAAACCUCUUCAAGAUGGUUAAGAACUGUGGCGAAGAACCAAGUGAAAUGACAAGAGGGAGCAUCCACUUCUGCUGACAUCUAAUCUGCAUGUUUGAAAGUAUGGUUUCCUGACAGAAGAGUGCAUUAUAUUUUUUUAACAGCAGAUCUUUAUGAAGUGUGCCAUCAGUGGUGAUUUUGGAAAGAUGAGAAGGGAUCCACUGUGGGGCAAUUCAGUGAAACUGAAAAUGUCUGCUAUUUCUGUUAUACGUAUCCCAGUUACGAGAGGUUUUUUGUGAUUUCUGAGCCUGGUGCUGUCAGCCUCAUGUGAACAAACUAAAACAAAAAGCAAGCUGAUUUUUAGAAAACAAAAUGCCACGAAGAAGGAAAACUGGUGGGAGUCCUUCUCUGAAGAAUGGCAAUUCUGACAGAACUGCUGUUGCUGUAUCCCAAGGGGACGCAAGCUGCUCAGUGUCACAAGCAGUGCGUAGUGUCAAUAAGGAAGAGCUCUUCAACAGCAUGUCAGAGAUGUUUUCUGACCUAGAUCCUGGCGUGGUUUAUAUGGUUCUGUCUGAAUGUGAUUUUAAAGUAGAGAACGCUAUGGAUUAUUUGCUAGAGCUGUCUACCCAUGCCAAAGGAGUCGCAUCUUCAAAAACCUUGGGUUUGGAUUCAGUAGCAUCACUAGCUCUUGUUAAUCAGCAAAGAUCUGUUGUAAAUGAAAGAAUGGGGGAAAAUGCUGUAAAACAAAGUAAUUCUGAAGAAGAAAAAGAAAAGAUCCUGUCACCUGAUGUGCAGCUGACUGAAGAACUGGAUUCCUUAAUAGAAAAUGCCUUACAGAGAUACACCUUGAGUGAUGAAUUGUCUAAUUCUGCAAAUGACCAAAUAGUACAUGAGUACUCUGUGGAACACGAUGGCUUUAAAGGAUUUCCUGAGUGGGAAAAAUCUGAUUCAGGGUGCAGUGUCCUACUUUUUCCACAGCAAAUAGGGACAAAUAAUGAGGUUUUAGAAAAAAUUCGCUGUUCUCAGCCACCGGUGGGUCAGCUGAGCAUCCAGACGUACUCAUCAACUGCAUCAGAUGCUUUUGCACAGAUAUUGGAAGAUUCUGAUUCAUCAGAAAUACAUGUUCAACAUGAUUUAGCUUCAGAAGUCUAUAAACAAUUGAAUGGAGAAAUACCAUGUGGAAGUUUUGAACAGACACAAGAUACUGGUUUGGAUCAACAAACUGUGACUGCUGCUUCUGGUGAGUCCUCCAAAAGGUCUCUGGAAUGUGGAGUAGCCGUCACUGGAAAUCUGAAUUCAGGGUGCCUGGAACAGCACAAAGAAGUAGUGACUGCCUUUAACAGCCACCAGAGCACUUCUCUUCCAGAGGCGUGUGACUCUCUUGAAAUGCCCAGUUUCAAAACACCAAAACCUGCAGAUUUUCAGCAAACUCAGCAGGGUCGUAACUUAAAUUUUUCUACACCGUCAUGUCAACCUCAACAACACUGGAAUCUCAUGGCUCCCGUGUUUUAUCCAUCCACUGGAAGUCACAGCUUUGUAACUCCUGUGGCUGCCAGUCUAGGGCAGUGGAGACCUGUUUCAGAGUAUAAGAGUUUGGAAAAUGGACUUUCUUUUUCCUCUCCAGUGGUUUCAUAUGCCUGGGAUAGCAACCCUUCUCUGAAGGUAUGGGGAAAUCAAGAUAGAAACUCAAAAUUGAACCUCUCGCAAGCACAGCAGCCACCUGUUUGUCACAUGAUGAGAAAAAAGAUGCACCUUAUAGGUCAAGUACUUGUUCUUCUCAGAGGUGUUCCAGGAUCAGGAAAAUCAUAUUUGGCAAGGACUUUGCUUGAGGAUAACCCAGGUGGAAUAAUUCUUAGUACUGAUGAUUACUUUUCUAAACAUGGACAAUACCAUUAUGACCCUGAUUGCUUAGGGGAAGCACAUGAGUGGAACAGGAAACGAGCCAAAGAAGCAUUUGAAAUGAGAAUCUCACCUAUAAUAAUAGACAACACAAACAUACAAGCAUGGGAGAUGAAGCCUUAUGUUACGUUGGCUCAGCAGUUCAAAUACAAAGUCAUGUUCCGAGAACCAGACACUUGGUGGAAGUUUAAACCAAAAGAACUUGAAAGACGAAACAUUCAUGGUGUAUCCAAAGAAAAGAUCAAAAAAAUGUUGGAACGAUAUGAACGCUGUCUUACUGUUAGUUCAAUAUUGGAUUCUUCAGUCCCAGACAAAUCAGAAGCUGCUGGCUGGAGUGAAGAUCCUGGUCAGGAUGAAAGCCAGAGAAAGAGAGAGGCACAUUCUGAUGUACAGGAAGAAAAACCUUUUGCUUCUGAUGUAGAGCAUCUUGAAUUAGCUAAAGAUGAUAAAACUUUUCCCAGUAGUUCUCUACCAUUAGAAAGUAACCAUGAUCCUGAACAUUUCCAGAAAGAGGAAAAAGCAAUGGAAAAUAAUUCAGUGGAACACAAUCCUGAUAACAUCACUGUUCAAGAUGACUUGGAUGUUGAUUUAUCAGACUGUGUAGAAGAACUGCCCUUGGAGAAGACAGAAGAAAAGGGAGAAAAAAUGGAAAAAAAUCCUGAAACAGAAAUGGAUGAGGUUGAUGUGACCAGGACUGAAGAGAAUGUGUGCUUGCACACAGGAGAAGUUGAGGAACACAGUGAUAACAACAUUCUCAAAGUUCAAACUGAAGUUGAACAAUCUGAUGAAAUAUGUACAGAACCAAAAUCAACACAAAAUAGUAAUGUAGUAGAACCAAGCAGUUCAGCUUUUGGCAUGUCAAGAAAACCAGAAUUACUAAACUUUCUGGGUGACUGGCCUGUAGAACAAACAAUGGGUCAGAGAGUCAAAAGAACUAGAAGGCUAGAAAAAUCUUCUCUGAAGAGUGACAAGGAAGGUGAAACUCCCAGUCAGCAGCAUCCUGAGUUGGGUAAAGAGCAAGUCGGCCUGCCUGCGACCUGUGCUGUUGAAAAAGGACAUGAGGAAGAAAAUCUAGCCGCUAGCUGUUCCUCUAUUAGUUCAGAUAAAGUUACACCAGAAUUGCAAAUGAUAGGACAUUGGCCUGUCUCAGGCUCAUUAGAACAGAGACAACAAAGGUCACGGAGAAUGAGAAAGACAAGUCUAAAUCAGUCUGAUGAAGGUGGAAAUACUGAUAGUGACAUCAAUAGAAAUGCUCUUGAGACUGUAGAUGCGCUUUGUGGGACACCUGUGAACGCUACAGAGCAACUGGAUACAAAGAAUUUGCAAAUGCACCAACCUGAAACAGUAGGUAGUGAAACAGUAGGUGAGAAAAAAACACAGCAAAAUAAGAGAAUGAGGAAACAUCACAAAUUAGCCCUCACUUUCACAAACAACAAUUUGUUGCAUCCCAAAGAAGAGGAACACUUGUCUGUGUUUAACGCAGCAGAAGAGAAACUUGACACAUGCUCAUGUAGACAAAAAAGUAGCUGUUCACAGACUGAAUCACAGGACUUUGCUCUCCUCUGGAGAUUAGAAAACAAAAUGCAUUUUCCUGAGACUACCAAAGUAUUGAAUGGCAGUCUAGACGGCUUCAAACCCAAAGAUGUAGAUAAUGCCUCAGGCUCUCAGGAAAAAAUACCGUAUCGAGUUACGUAUGAUAAAAGUACAUUUGUGGAGGAAAGUGAACUGGUCAAUAUUGAUGAGUCUGAAAAGCUAAAUAUGCUCUGUAAGCUCUUUGACUCUGUUUCAUUUGAAGCUCUGAAAGAUCUGUAUGAAAGAUGUAACAAAGACAUAGACUGGGCCACAGGUCUGCUGUUAGACUCUGAUGAGAAGUUGUGCAAAGAUGUUGAUAGUCAAUAUUUUCAAGUAAGAGAAGCUGAGCCAGUUGUCGCAGAGCUGGAUUUCAAGGCAAGUACAAGUUGUCGUGAGAAUCUCGAAGACGGUGAGCAAAUGCCGCUAGUAAUUGAGGCUGGUGAUGACUCUGAGCCUUUGGAAGACAAGAACUCAUCACUCAGCAUUGCAGAAUGCACAGCUGCCAAGGCAGAUGUGACAGAUGCUGAUGUGUCUGAGUCAUUGACAGCCACCUCAUUGCAUGGUUUGGGGGAACUGAAAAAUUCUGGAGACGCAGCCCCUAGAACUGAUGCAGGCAGCUCAGCAGCAGGUAUCAUUGAGCCAUCCGUUUCAGGAGAGCAGAAGAUAGACUCUGAGAGUCCUGUUGAAGAAGCUAUAAAUCAGCCAGGAGUUUUACAGCUUGAUGCAGAUUUAUGUAUACCCAUGACUUUGCCUCAUGAUCCUAACACAACUUCCACCAAUUCAAAAUCUGAAUUAAAUAAUGAAAGUGACACUAACCCUUCAGAAAGCAAUGCAGAGAAUUCCAGAAUGACUGCUUCAGUACUGGAAAUGGAUCAUGUGCCUCUGGAUGUUCCUAGGAGUGAUAAAGAACUGGAGACAGAUAAACAAACCCAAGGGAAUUCCAGGGAGAUAGGCGGUAAAGAAGAAAUUGAAACUCCAAGCUGGGAUGAAACUAAAGCCAAGAUACAAAGUCCUACACCAGCGUCACGUGCAGCCUUCAGUAUAGAUUGUCUAGAAUUAACAUUACCUCCUGAACUGGCACUCCAGUUGAAAGAAAUAUUUGGGCCUGUUGGCAUUGAUGCAGGAUCACUAACUGUCGAGGAUUGUGUGGUUCAUAUUGAUCUGAAUUUGGCAAGAGUGAUUCAUGAAAAAUGGAAAGAAUCUAUUCUGAAACGUCAGAGGAGAGAUGAAUGGUGUAAGUUGUCUGCAGAAGGUCCUACUGUGAUUCAGCAGAUAGAUACUGAUGACUCAGAAAUGCUGUUAUCUCAGAAUGCAGAUGGUAAAAUACAGAAGAAAAAAAUGAGCUGGGUUUCAGGGUCGUCUAAUGACAUACAGACUAAACAACCAGCAACAUCAGAUGUUUUUCCUUUUAUGGAUCACUGGAAUGCUCAGAUUCAGAAGGUGUCUCUCAGACAAAUAAUUUCCGAAGAAAUAGCUAUGCAGGAGAAACAGGAUCUGAAUCGUGUUCCUUCUAUGGCUAGAAAAGACUGUGCCACUAAACUCAAGGAGAAGCAACUUUUUGAGAUGUUUCCAACUAUUAAUCAAAGUUUCUUAAUGGAUGUCUUCAAGGACAACAACUACUCUUUAGAACAAACUGAACAGUUUCUGAACUGUGUUCUGGAGGCAGAUCCUGUAAAAACAGUUGUAGCUCAAGAGAGUGUUCAGCAAAAUGAAAUUGUUUCUUCCUACAGUGCUGCAAAGAACCGGGAGAAGAAGGCAAAAAAAAGUAAGGAAGAAGAUGAUCCUUUGAGUGAAAUAUUUCAAGAAUUUGAGUAUCCACAAUAUAAUGAUUUAAGAGCGGAAGCUUUUUGUCACCAGCAAAAGAGAAAGGAAUGUUUGAAGAAGGCUGGGGAGGCCUAUCGCAUGGGUAUGAAGUCUGUGGCAGCAUUUUAUGCACAUCAGGGUCGCCUUCAUGAGCAGAAGAUGAAAGAAGCCAACCAUGCUGCUGCUGUGCAAAUCUUUGAGAGAGCAAAUACUUCCUUGCUGCCUAUGAACGUGUUGGAUCUGCAUGGUCUCCACGUGGAAGAAGCUGUGACUCACUUGUCCAGAGUGCUGCAGGAAAAAAGUGAAGAGCAUCAGCAGACUGGUGGUAAACCCUAUCUCUGUGUUAUCACGGGAAGAGGAAGCCAUAGUCAGGGAGGAGUUGCUCGCAUCAGACCAGCAGCUAUCAGAUACCUCACCAGCCACAACUUCAGGUUCACAGAAAUAAAACCAGGCUGCCUGAAAGUCAUGCUGAAUUGAAGGGUUGUCGAGAAGAGAAAUAUAGAAACUGAGGUGUCAGGUGACAACUGAAAACGUUUUGGACAACUGCAAUAGUAUUUUGUAAUCCAUUUUAAAGGACAAUAUUUUAUUAGAAAUGGUCUCAAUUUACACGUGGUUUUAUCAGUUUAUUUGCAAGAAAAUUUUUGUGUGGAAUGGAUCUUUUUUUUUUAACCUGCAAAAAGAAGACACCUACAGGAUCUGAAGUCUCAGAAAUGCAGAUUAAGAAUUCUGCUAAGCAGUAUAUGAUUUUUAAAAGGAGCUUAAGGUACAAUUUUUAAAUAUAAGUGUCUCCUCAGCAUAGCCAGUUUGUGUCUUUUGACCCUCACACAUUUUAAUUGUUGUGGGUUCUGUGCUUUUAGAACAUAUUACCUUGUACAGAGUUAUUUUGUCAUUCAGAACUUUGUGCUAAGCCCUACAGAAGAGCACAGGACAGGUGGAAACUGGGCAACUACUGAUAUUUCAAAUCCAGUUACAGCUGAGUGCUAAAUAUUUCCAGGUUUCUUCAGAAGUCUGAUGUCUUUUUAGUGGUUAUUUUGUGAUGGGUUAACCAGUUUGUUCUUACUCCAUUCAAAAUUUAUCUCCAUAUUGAUGGAAGUUGCAUAUAAAGGACUGUGCAUUAAGACCAGCUGUGUGUUCAAUAAUUUUGCAGACUUCCUGUGAUCUGUUAAAGGGAAAAUUACUAUGCUGUAGUUCAGUCUCUAGUAACACAUAUCCAACACUGCUAUGUUGCAGGAGAUGCCCUUUUUUCAACAUCAACUGGAUUAAAAGUGUUUCUUCCUUUAUAGCUCUUUAAAUGGAGCAAAUUAAGUACUAUUUCACGUUACAGGUGUCUAAUAGUGACGUGUCUUCAUUCUGUGUAUAUUGCACUCAGUGAUUUUCUUGCAGAGAAUAUGAUUGUCUGUGAGACAUUUUAAAUAUAUUUUAACAUCAAAGUGAAUGCUAAUACUACAGUGGUAAUUGCCUAACUGGAACGUCUGGGAGUACAAAAGUUAUUCUGGUGGUGGUGGUGUUGCAUCAGCAUCGAGAAACAUCUGUGUAAAAAUACAAAAUGACAACAAACCAACCCGCUCAAUUAAAUAUAAACAUCUGAACUUUGGCAAGUGUUUCCAGUAAGCAAUCAGAACAUUUUUAAAUAGAAAUAUCUUCUAGAAUGCUUUACUACUUUUAUUUACAUCUUUGCCUCUUGAAAGGCAUUUUUUUUUGUGAGGCUUUUUCAGAACAUGUAUGAGUUGUGUAUUAGGAAUAAUAUUGAUAGGUUAAGGAGUAAUAGGACUUUUUUUUCAUUUUAAACCACUUUUGCAGUUAAGGAGCCAUAUGCACGUACAAUUUGUGUAUGAAUCCAUACGUUUGUGCAAGUUCUGCCAUUUGUGUGCAUGGGUAGUAAUAAGCAAGGAACGUCUGUGAGAAAAGCUGCGCACAGAAAUAGGUUUCACUUGAAAAUGUAUCUGUGUAAGUUGCUGACAAACUGAAAGACAUGAUGCUUCCUGAGUAUCCAUAUUGACUGUAAUAUAUACACAGUGAAUGUAGUAUAUGGUAGACUUAAAAAUGAGUUUGUCAUGCUUCAACAGAUACAAUAAUCUUUUCAUGGUGAUUUCUGGUAGAAGAAGAGAUUGAGUAAUACUCAAUGAAAGGGACUCUUGUUGGAAUAAUAGACUGUCAUAGUAAGUUUUAUAUUUUUUGUGGGUACUUGGUUAAUCUGAAUUGUGUCACUUCUCUUUGUCUUUCUCCCUGGGCUGCUCUGGUAACCAGUGGGUGAAAUACGGAAGAUCUCUGCUCCCCAAACAGCACCAGCACUGCACAGUGUCCUGUGCGGUGAAGCUCGUGCUCUGUCCUCUGCUGACAGUGCCUAAAAUGGACCGAGAUGUCAUUUAGGCACUUGGACUUGUGACAGCAGCUCAGACUAUCAGCUGUCCAGGGUUGCAGAUGCUAGAAUUCCCUCAGUGGAGCUAUGAUCUUUCUUUUGGACCAAGGAACUUGCUCCUGAGCAGGUUUUCCUUAGUUAUCACAAAUGGAGGUGCAGCUCUUCAAAGUGUAGUCCCUGUUGGUUGGCCCAGGGAAGGUCCCAGUGUCUGCUCAGAAGAGUUGUGUGUUGAGCUGCUGGGUGUCCAAGCCCUACACUGAUGUGCUGGUAAAUGGAGAAGUGCCAACACUUCUGGUUGUUUUGGGAGGGAGCCUGAUUUGCUCAGUGUGUUCACACCAUUCCUGACAUGGACAAAGGCAGCUUAGAUUUCAGUUCAAAAGACAUGCAGAAAUAGUUGUUGUCUUGCCCAUCUGUUUGUCAUAUCUAGUUGUUGACAAGUUUACCCUGGAGAUGAGAAACGCAGCUUUUUGCCUUCUUAUGGCUUAGCAAGGAGGUGAGGAUUGUGCUUGACUCUUGCUUCCCCAGAAAAUGCCCUCAUCAGUGUGCUCAGGGUAUUCUUGAAGUCACCACUUCCUGAACCUCUUUCAAAAUUGCCGCUGCAAACUAAAAAUGCAAGAUCAGGGGGACAAAAAAAGAUUAAAGAAUAAAAAGUGCAUAAACAGCAUCUGGAAGGAGGCUAGGACUCUUCAGAAAAGAAGCUCUUCCCACUGAGCUUCAAGGUUGUCCCAUAUCACUUUUUCAUCUCUUAGUCCUAUUUGGAUAAAUGCACACAAGAUGUUCAGGGCAAAACCUCAGCUCCAUCCCUUACUAGGAGAGCUUUUGUCCAGUCUGUCAAAGUCAGCAGAGGAGUAUGUAGCUUAAGAGCAAUCUGGAGUGUUCUUUCUCCCUCUCUCCAUUGUCCUUUUGGGUAGACGUUGAGCUUCAGUAAGGUACUCAGAAUACCCUGUCCCGUUAUAGGUUGAUCAUUUGCCUAGUGUAAGUUAGUUUGAUUACAGGCUGAACUUUGAUGGAAUAUGAGGUUUUGAAAUCACAACAUGGGCAGAACUGAUCUUGCCUUUACUCAAGUUAGUGACAGAGCCUCCGUCAGCUUCAGCAAAUCCGGGUGAGGCAUUGCAGCUCCAGCUCACAGAGAAUAUGAGCUCAGCCUUUUUCUUUCAUAGGAGCUUUAGCAUGUGCUGAGAAGCUGUGCUGAGUUGGAUACAGAAUGGAGCAGAAGAUCAGUGCACAGAAGUAGAUUCUAAUUAGUAAGGAUCUCCAUGCCUUCAGCUGCUUGCCAAACUGUCCAGAAAAAAAAAAACACUGGACAUAUUGUAUUUCUUUGACUGUUUUUAUAACAUACAGUGGGAUUAAUUAUAUAAAAUAUAACUGUUUCAAAAUGGUAUUUCAAAGUAGGUUACAUUUUUGAACUUCCAGCUUUCCUGAUGUCUUUUUCAGUUACGUCAGUGAGAAUCCUGAGGUAUUCUGUAAAUUAUGUAUCAUCUUAUACUUUGAAUUAAAGUAGCACUUAGCAGUAUUGCCACCAGCACUCUAAAACAAUGUGCGACUGUUAAAAUACCUAUUUUGUGUACCACUUUUUAUUCUAUUCUUCAACAGCAUGUGGUUGUGAUGACUGGUAGCCUUUAAUAUGUGACUUUGGGUUUCUUGUUUACAAAACAUUUAACCCAAUUUAGGAUUUAGGAAAACUAUAUCUUUUUAAAAUAAAAAAAUUAAUGCUUGUGCUGGCAUUGAUGAGUAAUCUUACAGUAAAAAAAAAUAAGCCCCAGAGGUGCAAUGACACAAGUUGUUCUCCUGAGUAAUGUGUUUAAAAAUAUAUUUCAGUUGGUUGUGAAAGUAGUAGGGCAGAAGUGAUAUUUAAAAAAAUACUUCAAAAUACCUUGAUAAUACUUCAAUGACUUCGGCUUUUGCUUUUAAUAGGAUGUGAUACAAUUUUAUUUAAACAAUGUUUUUGUAGGCCUGUUGAAGGGACGCUUCAGGCAAAGUUUAACUGGCAUUUUUUUUGUGGCUGUUGGAAAACAUUGUGUUUUGGGAAUCCCCAUUUAAACAAUGUCCAGAUGCUCUAGUCAUAACCUAGAACAUUCAGGACAUCACUGUUGUGAAUAUGUACAAUGUCAGGGAAGAUCUUUACAUGCUUAACAGAACAUGUAGUCUAGAAGGUUUUACUUGAGGAGGCGAAAUGGAACCGAAUUGUUAUUUAAUCUUGCCACAAAAUGUGGUGGGUAGACAAGAGAAUAACUUCGUUGUUGGUAAUAGCAAAGAAGGAUCAUCAUAAAUGUAAUAUGAGAAAUUAUACAUAGACUUGACAUAACUGAUGCUUAUGUCUUCAGAUGCAGUUCACAUUUCCAGAAUAACAUUGCCCUCUUUGCAGAGCUGAGUAGAGGACAGAGCAUGAACACUGUAACAAAGAAGAGUUCAUUGACUUACAAUUCCCGAGUAUCGUGUUCUCUUAAAAAACAAACCACAAACCCAGCCAAAGCUCUAGUGUUCAUGCUAUUUCAGCUAAAUAAACUGUGCAGAGGAUUACAUGAUUAUAUGUGAAUAUGCAUGUGAAAAGACUUAGUAUUGCAGCUACCCAUUGUAAAAUCUGUUAGGACCAGUACAUUGGAAAGAUAUCAAUGUCUAUUUUUAAAUUAAAAUAAGAAAUGAUUUUUUUAUUUGUAUAAAGUUGUAAUUUUGCUGUUAACUAUAAUUUUUUUUACUGAAAUACAGUUUUGUAAUUUGCAUUUAGAAUUUCUAAUGUGAAAAGGAAUUUAUGAAAUCUAGUUUAAUAAAGGAUUUUUGCCACAA
Messenger RNA from Columba livia (rock pigeon), 10678 nucleotides. RefSeq names its product NEDD4 binding protein 2 (gene N4BP2). Gene Ontology annotation, cellular component: nucleus. Lineage: Eukaryota; Metazoa; Chordata; Aves; Columbiformes; Columbidae. The record is from RefSeq and is a predicted model, not a curated record. Gene Ontology annotation, molecular function: endonuclease activity; ubiquitin binding. The transcript has 19 exons. The coding region runs from base 634 to 6012 and encodes 1792 amino acids.